Saccostrea echinata is the source of this 2404-nucleotide messenger RNA. RefSeq names its product cilia- and flagella-associated protein 99-like. Lineage: Eukaryota; Metazoa; Mollusca; Bivalvia; Ostreida; Ostreidae. The record is from RefSeq and is a predicted model, not a curated record. The transcript has 20 exons. The coding region runs from base 82 to 2136 and encodes 684 amino acids.
UUAAUGCGACGCUUUAAGCUUUGUGGACAUUGGCAACACUAACCAACAUAGAUCUACAGGAAAAUUAAUUUUGGCGUCAAGAUGAGUUUGACCCAUGGUCAGUUGCUGGUCCACUGUAUCCAGGUACUGGAUACUUACAACGGUGACAUGCAGUCGGUGGAGGAACACGUCAACAAAUACCUGAAAAAUAACCAGAUCUAUGAUGACAGUGAUCAGACUUUUAUUGUGGAAGUUUUCUCAGAGUGUGUCAGGUAUGCCAACCUAAUGCAAGUCGUUUUGGAUGGGUUCUAUGCCAAGGAUGGAAAGAAAACUCUCCGAUCAGAACAAAAUCUCUACACAGUUGUAUGUUAUCUUGCCCUUUUUCGAUUGGAUGAACUUGGAAUGGCUCAUUUCAGGAAGUUUGUGGCAUCUCAAGACAUAAACAGGAUGUACAGAUUCCUGAACUUUUUCCUGGAUGAGAAGAAUUUAUUAUCUUGGAUUAGGGAUGGAUGGGAGAAAUAUUAUGAACAUGUGUUUGUGGAAAGCAACAUGAUCUCCUCUAUUCAGAGGUGGAUGCCAGAACUGCAGGAGAUGAUUGGUCAGAUGAAGGAUAAAAUAGCAAACCGACUCAAACCCAAACGGAAAAACUUGCCAACCACAGAAACCAAACCUUUCAACAUUACCCAGCCUCGGCCUAGAAGCAUUCCUAUACCAGAACCGAUACCCAAACUGGCCAAACACAAGCCUGCACCUAAAACACUGUACUCAGAACCCAGGGAAUUCGAUAAAAUCAAGAAAUCCAAGGAAUCUAACAGAAGAAUAGCAGAGGAGAGACUUAUGGAGGCCUCCAGAAUCCAAUUCGCCUGUGCCAACCCUGAAAAAUCCCAGAAAACCAAGGAAAUUUUAAACAAUAUCAUCAGCGAGGAGGAAGCCAAACUAGAGUUUGAGAAACACAGGGCCAAUCGUCCACCCUCAUUCCUGUCGUCAGCUUCAUCAAGUCGGUCUUCCGUGCGGAGACUGACGGCCAAGGAGAGAAGUCAACUUUACAGUCGAGAAGUUCCGAUCAAAAUGACAACAGCCACUAUUUUACGUGAGGGAAAUUUAUACAGAAAGAAAGAAGCUGAAGAAAUCAGAAAAUGGGAAAACCUAGAAGCUGGAGCCAAGGAUGCCAGCGAUUUUCUAAAAUGGCAGUCAGAAAUGCGACAGAAAGAUUUGGAGGAGGAACUUGCUGAGAUAGAGCGUAGGCGAUUACAAGGCAAGCUCAGUCACGAGGAAGCCAUAUUGGCUAGGCAGGAUCUCAUUCUGGAAAAUAAACAGAAAGUCAGAAAUAUGAAGGAAGAGACAAAGAAAAUGAUGCAAGAGUAUUUGCAAAAGAAAUUCAGUGAAGAAAAAGAAGUGCGGCAAUUAGUGGAGGACACAAUGCAGGGACACAAGAAUGCAAAGGAGGCCACUAAAAAACUACAGGAAUAUAAACGGAAAAUAGUUCAAGAAGUCAAUGAAGAAAGUAAAGAGUUGAUGAAACAAGCAUUAGAAGAGGCCGAGGAGGAAAUGAGACGACGAAUGGAGCUCAUCCAUCAGAUCAGAGCAAUGGAAGCCGUGCCGAUUAUCCGACAGAAAUUCGUGGAUCUGACGGCCACAUCUGGUCAUGGUCUUCUGAGUGAAAUGUCCAUUGCUGAGCUGAGAGAAAGGGUAGCUUUACUGAAGACAGCAGAAAAAGAAACAGAGGAACAGAGGAGAGAUGAAAUUCUGACAGCCAAACAGGAAAAGGAUCAGAUGUUAUUGGAGACAUUAGAAACAAUAUCUAAACACCGACUAGAACAGACCAAGUCUGCUGCUGUCAGAUUUGAAUGCAAGAAGAAAGGCCUGAUUCCUAAGAAGCCAGAAAUCAAGGACCCCAAACUCCAGGAGUUGGAGAAGAAACUCGAAGAAAGGAAAGCUCAAAGAAAGAAAGAACAGGAAAAAUCUAAACUGGUACCCAGCAAACAGUCCCUGAACCAGACAAGGAGUCUGAUCAAUCAGAAGAGAGCAUUGGAGGAGAGUAGAUGGAGGGAGCUGGAGAUGACCCAGGAGCGAUCUGCCCGCCUGGUGGGGGGUGGAGUCGUUAAGAGUCAGUCUGCCUCACGAUUAGCAACCUCAUCAGCCAUCAUGGCCUCAUAGUCUCCAUGUCAUAACUGGGGGGAUUUAAAAGUGACUGCUGCCAGCCUAAAAUUUAUCUGUGAUAUAUCAAAGGCAGAUACACUUUUUGUAUAGUUGGCAGAAAAAUGUUCUCACUGAUGGCUGAAUGAAUAGCUGGAAGUUGACAGUAUUUAGAUCACCAUGUUCUGUUUUAAAAAACAUUGCUGAAAUGAAAUGCAAUUUAGUGGAACAAAUAUUUUUAAUUUAAUUAUUUUUAUAAAGGCUGUUGUACUGAUUAUAUACAUCUUGU